AUGUCAGGAAUUGCUCUUGGUCGUUUGGCAGAAGAAAGAAAGGCUUGGAGGAAAGACCAUCCAUUUGGUUUUGUGGCUAAACCAGUAAAAAAUCCAGAUGGUUCGCUAAAUUUAUUAAACUGGGAAUGCAAAAUACCAGGAAAAAAAGGGACACCAUGGGAAGGAGGAUUAUAUUCAUUAAGAAUGUUAUUUAAAGAAGAUUAUCCAAGUACCCCACCUAAAUGUAAAUUUGAACCUCCAUUAUUUCAUCCGAAUGUAUAUCCAUCAGGCACAGUAUGUUUAUCAUUAUUAGAUGAAGAUAAAGAUUGGAGGCCAGCAGUUACAAUCAGACAGAUAUUAUUAGGAAUACAAGAGUUAUUAAAUGAACCAAAUAUAAAAGAUCCAGCACAAGCAGAAGCUUACACUAUAUACUGUCAAAAUCGUGAUGCAUAUGAAAAGAGAGUUCGAGCUCAGGCUAUCAAAUUAUUAGAUGAUUCAGGAGGAAUUUGA
Molecule: messenger RNA, 489 nt
Organism: Lottia gigantea (owl limpet)
Lineage: Eukaryota; Metazoa; Mollusca; Gastropoda; Lottiidae
Exons: 6
Coding region: 1-489 (162 amino acids)
Biological process (GO): protein sumoylation
Cellular component (GO): nucleus
Molecular function (GO): SUMO conjugating enzyme activity
Source: RefSeq, a predicted model, not a curated record